AGAAAGCCAGAAGCCUCCGCCUCCCCCUUUUCUCCGCGGGGCUUUCCCCCUCACAAAUCCCAACCCCCUUUUCCCUCCCUUUCUUCCCUCACCGCUGCUCACUCACCCCCACCAGUCAGCGAUCUCACACAGUAACAACUCUCUCUCUCUCUCUCCACCUUUUUCACUCCCGUUGCUGGCUGCUUUGCUCCUCUGCUCUCCCUCUCCUCUCUCUCCUCCGCUGCCUUUAUCUCACUUCGCCGCCACUCCCAGUCCCAGUCGUCCCUCUCUAUCUCCAUCUCUCUAUCUCUGCACUGCACUGCUCACAGUCACAGCUAUAGAUUCUAGAAGCCAACAAAAACAGACGGGAGCGGAGAAUCGUGCUCCGGGAAAACAAGAGAAUCCACCUCCUCUCCCCUCCCCUCCCCUUCACUCUCCAGAUCUACGCCGGCGGCGGCUGGUGCGUCCGUGCUGCUCCGCGGAGGCGGUGCUGCGCUGCUAGCUGGUCGUCCGAGAGAGCCCGGCCCCCGACCGAGCGAUGGGGGCGGCGCCGGUCCUCGUCCUGCUGCUGCUGGUCGCCGCUGCCGCAUUGCCGCGGCGGGCAAGCGCGGCCACCGACGCCGGCGACGUUUCUGCUAUAAAUGGACUUUAUGUUGCACUUGGAUCACCAAAGCUACCUGGAUGGUCUGCUAGUGGUGGAGAUCCCUGUGGUGAGAGUUGGCAGGGUGUCACAUGUACCGGCUCAAGUAUAACCUCAAUAAUUUUCAAUGCUGCAAAUUUGGGUGGACAGCUAGGCAGCCUGGGGAACUUCACUUCAAUAACUGAAAUAAAUCUUAGCAACAACAAUAUCGGUGGAAGCAUACCGGAAGAUCUACCUGUCACACUGCAGAAUAUCUUUCUCUCAGAUAACCAACUAACUGGAAGCAUUCCAGUGUCAUUAUCAAAACUCCAUAGUCUAACAGCCAUGUCACUGAAUGAUAACCAUCUAGAUGGAAAACUACCAGAUACAUUUGAUUCCCUCACAGAACUUGUAAAUCUUGAUAUUUCUUCCAACAACUUCAGUGGUCCAUUACCACCUUCAUUGGGAAGCUUGACAUCACUGACUACAUUGCACAUGCAGGAUAAUCAACUAUCUGGGACCCUUGAUGUCUUGCAGGAUCUCUCCCUCAAAGAUUUAAAUGUCGAGAAUAAUAUGUUUUCUGGACCAGUUCCUCCGAAGCUGCUCAACAUACCAAACUUCAAAAAUGAUGGGAAUCCUUUUAAUACCAGCAUAGCUCCCUCCACCUCACCCUCUUCACCUACAGGCUCACCAACACAAACACCAUCGUCCUCUUCAUCCCCUUCAGGAUCUCCUUCACCAUCUAAUGCAGCAUCAAACUCUUCUAGUGGAUCUACUGCUCGAAAUAGCAAUUCUACGUCAUCCAAGAAGAAGAAGCCUUCAACCCUCAGAACUGUUGGAUAUGUUCUUCUUGCUAUUGUGCUAUUCAUAGUUCUUGCGCUACUGGUAGUAUUUUGCUUGUCCAAGUAUCAAGAAAGACAGACUAGACGUGAUUAUUCCAUGGCUCAAUUAGGUAGGCAUCAGAGGGCUGAGGAGCCAAAAAGCAAGCAAGCUUCGGUGCAGUCUAGACAUGAUGCCAAAAAAGGUUUAUCUGAAGUUCCUGAAAGAAAGAAACCCCGUGAAAUAAAUUUAGCUGUACCAGUUGCCAUUGAGAAGCCUCCUGAAAAGAGAAAAGAGCAUGUAAUUAAUUUGGAGCGAACAGAAUCAGAGAUCUUUGCUGCAGCGCCUCCUCCACCUCCACCUCCACCUCCUCCACCUCCACCUCCGCCACCACCACCCUCAACACCGCCACCUCCAUCUCCACCUCCACGAUUGCCAUCACCACCUCCUGCUGAAAAAGUAACUGUAAAUCCCAUUGUACGUCCAGUAAAAAGAGUUAACACUCCGCCAAGGACUGGUCCCUCGACAUCUGCAACAUCCUUUUCCGUGGCAUCACUUCAGCAAUAUACAAAUAGUUUUCAAGAGCAAAAUUUGAUAAGGGAGAGUAGAUUGGGAAAAGUUUAUCUGGCAGAACUUCCUGAAGGGAAAUUACUGGAAGUUAUGAAGAUUGAUAAUGCUAAUGGAAGAAUACCAGUAGAUGACUUUCUAGAGUUGGUUGCUUGUAUAUCAGAUAUUAGACACCCUAACAUUCUUGAAUUAGUUGGAUACUGUGCUGAGUAUGAACAGAGGUUACUUGUGUAUAACCACUUCAGUAGAAAAACAUUACUUGAUGUACUACAUGAAGGGGAGGAUAUUGAUAAUCCAUUAUCCUGGAAUGCUCGCCUCCAGAUUGCUCUUCAUGCAGCAAAAGCCUUAGAGUAUCUCCAUGACACCUGUGAACCUCCUCUAGUACACCAGAAUUUUGAUCCAGCCAACGUGCUUCUCGAUAAUAGAUGUUCAGUACGUGUUGCUGAAUGUGGGCUAGCAGAAUUGAUGGCGUCUGGUUCUGUUACACAGCUAUCAGGUCGUAUGCGGGCUCUACUCAAUUAUGAAGCACCUGAAAUCCAUGACUCUGAGCCUUUUACUCAGCGCAGCGACGUAUAUAGUUUCGGUGUGGUGAUGCUAGAACUUCUUACUGGUCGUAAGCCAUAUGACAGCUCUCGUCCACGUGCUGAACAACAUCUUGUUAGAUGGGCUGAUUCUCAGCUUCAUGACAUGAAGUCCCUGUCAGAGAUGGUUGAUCCAUCUAUCCGAGGAGAGUGUUCCGUGAUACUAUUGUCAUGUUUUGCAGACAUCAUCAGUCGGUGUAUUCAGCCGGGACCAGAAUUCAGGCCAGCAAUGUCUCAAAUCGUCCAAGACCUAGCUAGGAUUGUAGGUGCUAGUAGUGAGGUAUCAGAGUGACAAAUAAAGGAGGAACAGUAAAAUAUCUAGCUUGCCAGUGGCGUGGCCAGCGAAGAUCCCUAGAUCCAUAGCGCAGUGCCAGGGGCACUCUAUCUAUCAGCAUUUAUAUUGGACGAGAUUGCGGCUAGUGUACAUGCCAUUUUGGAGCCUCAUUUACUUCUGGAAAGAUGUAGACUGGUAGUAUGGCACAACCAGUGAGAUAUGGCUUCUCAUUGUUGCCGAGCAGAUUCAUGUGCUCUAGACAUGAUAGUUUCACCUGUAGGCAGUAUUUCUUGUAACUAAUUCUAAUUUUUAUUACUUUAUUACAUUAUGGCUAGCUAUGUUAAAUAUGAUGCCUUUACCAUGUCUUGAGACU
Molecule: messenger RNA, 3212 nt
Organism: Zea mays
Lineage: Eukaryota; Viridiplantae; Streptophyta; Magnoliopsida; Poales; Poaceae
Product: protein STRUBBELIG-RECEPTOR FAMILY 3
Exons: 17
Coding region: 518-2857 (779 amino acids)
Biological process (GO): protein phosphorylation
Molecular function (GO): ATP binding; protein binding; protein kinase activity
Source: RefSeq, a predicted model, not a curated record